Messenger RNA from Melanotaenia boesemani (Boeseman's rainbowfish), 1243 nucleotides. It is a transcript of the gene ubfd1, whose product is annotated as ubiquitin family domain containing 1. The record is from RefSeq and is a predicted model, not a curated record. Bases 22 to 984 code for a protein of 320 amino acids. Gene Ontology annotation, molecular function: RNA binding; cadherin binding. The transcript has 7 exons. NCBI's taxonomy places the organism in Eukaryota, Metazoa, Chordata, Actinopteri, Atheriniformes, Melanotaeniidae.
AGAAAUGUGUGGUUGUCACAUAUGGAUGAACACAUGAGCAGUAGUUUAGACUUUCAUUUCCCGUAUGAUAUACAUCCUGCUUCCUGUAUUCUCUUUGUCACAACCUACAACAGAUUGUACACAAUCAUCAUGGCGACCCAGGAUGGAAGUGAAGAGGUCAUAAUGGAAACUGAGGUAAAUCCAAAAGAAGUCGAACCACUUGGUGACGAAGUCGAGAGGGAAACUACGUCUAACACAGAAGCAGGAAACGCCACAACUCAGGACUCUAGUAUUAGCAAUGGGGAUGAUGCAGAUGACAAGCAGGAAACGGUGGACUUGAAGAUUAUCUGGAACAAAAAUAAAUACGAUCUGAAAAUCCCUGUUGAUAGCACCGGCGCCAAACUAAAAGAGAGAAUCCACUCACUCACUGGUCUUCCACCAGCAAUGCAGAAAGUGAUGUACAAAGGACUGCUUUCAGAGGACAAAACGCUACGUGAAAUAAAGAUUACAAGUGGUGCAAAAAUAAUGGUGGUAGGAUCAACAAUUAAUGAUGUAUUAGCUGUUAACACGCCAAAAGAGGUCAUUCAGCAGGAAGUUAAAGCUGAAGAAAACAAGAAGGAACCUUUAUGCAGACAAAAGCAACACAGGAAAGUAUUGGACAAAGGUAAACCAGAAGACAUCAUGCCAGGUAUUAAAGGAACAAAGGAACGAUUACCAACAGUGCCUUUAUCCGGAAUGUUUAACAAGUCCGGAGGAAAAGUUAGACUCACAUUCAAACUGGAGCAGGAUCAGUUGUGGAUUGGAACAAAAGAGAGAACAGAGAAAGUCCCAAUGGGCUCCAUUAAAAACGUACUGUCUGAACCCAUUGAAGGCCAUGAGGACUAUCACAUGAUGGCUUUUCAGUUGGGUCCAACGGAAGCUUCUCAGUAUUGGGUCUAUUGGGUGCCUGCACAGUUUGUUGAUGCAAUCAAAGACACAGUCCUUGGAAAAUGGCAGUAUUUCUAAUGUGCCUCUUUUUUUUGACAAUGAUGAACUGGGAUUGAGAGGAUGAACCAAUGAAAAAUUAACUGGAGUCAACAUUGAGACUAAAGAACUUCUUGGGAUAUAUUUGAAGGAAACUGACGGAUGCCUGUGGACUAAUAAUCAUAUUCUUUUUAGGUUUUAAAGUGCACUAUGUUGGCAGCAUAAUAUUUCUCAGUCCUGUUGAUCAUUCAAGGUUCUCAGCAAAUCCAAGGGAAAACAAUAAAAAAAUGUACAGAAAUUG